This is a messenger RNA of Cuscuta campestris, 1040 nucleotides long. NCBI's taxonomy places the organism in Eukaryota, Viridiplantae, Streptophyta, Magnoliopsida, Solanales, Convolvulaceae. The record is from the annotation of a GenBank genome assembly.
CAUUAUCUCAAAUUAUCAAAGGAAUGAAACUUUCAAAUGUAGCUUCUAAAAUAGACGGAAUGUAAAUAGAGGAUACCGUAGUAAUUUUAUGCAUAAAAUCGGAUCUCGCCGUCCCCAAGCAAACACACCCCAAUUCCUUCUUCGCCUUCUAUGUCGAUUUCUUGCAUCCAUGGCCAACUCCUCGAAGUCACCGUUGUGUCCUGUCAGAAGUUGAAGGACACGGAAUGGAUCUCCAGGCAGGACCCGUACGCGUCUCUCGAGUACGGCAGCACCAGAUUCCGGACGCGCACUUGCACAGAUGGGGGGAAGAAUCCCACGUUCCAAGAGAAAUUUGUGUUCUCGCUGAUUGAAGGUCUGAGGGAGAUGAAUGUUGUUGUCUGGAACAGCAAUACGAUUACAUACGACGAUUUCAUUGGCAGUGGAAAGGUUAUACUGAACAAAGUUCUCUCGGAAGGGUAUGAUGAUAGCUCUUGGCCACUCCAAACGAAGACGGGAAGAAAUGCAGGAGAAAUCCGGUUGAUAAUGCACUAUGCAAAUGCCAAGAAGCCACCAACCAGCUAUGCUUCAUCUGCUCCUCCCUAUAUGACACCUCCUUACCCAACCACACCGCCCCCUAUUGCCUCUUACCCAACACCUCCACCUUAUCACCCACCCUCCCCUUAUUCUUCAUACGCCCCUCCUUCGGGAGCUUAUGCACUGCCUCCUGAGCCAUCCGCGUAUCCACCACCCUAUGGUGCACCCUCGGCAUAUCCUCCCCCAACAUAUCCUCCAGCACCGUAUAAUUUACCAUAUUACCCCCCAGGUCACUAUCCGGGGCCUCCUGGAAGCUAUCCUCCCCCGCAUUACUAAUGCACAUGUUCAGACUUUUUCUUAGCUGUGUCCUAGCUGGGUAGUGUUUGUUACAUUCAUUCAACUUCUCUAGUGUUUUUUGUUACAUGUGAAGAAUUUUGGAGUGGUUGGUUUGAGAAAUUGUUGUGGAUAUGUUGUAGACUUGACCAUUGCUUUUAAGAUAUGGGUAGUAAUAAUAAUAAUUCCAGGGG